AUGCAACUAAAAAGAGCAUUUUUUCAAGCGUUUGCUUGGUCCUCACUUUUCGACCUCGUAAGCGGAGCUCCUGUCUCUUCGAAAAAUUCGAGUUCUAGUCAGACUUCAGCAAGUGCCCUGCCUUCGGUCGCGGAUUGGGCUACCUGGGGAGUUGCUCAGGUUCCAAAUGUUCUGAAUGCCACUGCUGCCGAUGCCAACUCAUUGGCAAAGGGUUAUCGUGUCGUCAAGAGCCACUACACCCAGAAUGGGCUGGAGGCCAAGCUGAAGCUGAUCAACGAGACCAAUAUCUAUGGUUACGAUUUUGAUUCCCUGACUCUCAAAGUGGAAUAUCAGUCUGACAACAGACUUAAUGUUCACAUCGAGCCUACGGAUUUGUCUGACGUGUACGUUUUACCUGAGCAUCUGGCUUUCAAGCCCAAGGCGGAAUCGGAGUUUUACUCUUUCUCCAAUGCUGAUUUGGUUUUCACGUAUGAAAAGGACCCAUUCACCUUCACAAUCCUAAGAGCUUCGUCUGGUGAGGAGUUGUUCUCAACAGCUGGAAAUCCACUGGUAUUUUCCAACCAAUUCAUUCAACUCAACACCUCUCUCCCACUUAACCACACUAUCACUGGAUUGGGUGAGUCUAUCCAUGGAUUCGUGCAGGAACCUGGGUCAGUAAAGACUCUCUUUGCCAACGAUGCUGGGGAUCCAAUUGACGGAAACAUUUAUGGGACCCAUCCAUUUUACAUCGACCAGAGAUACGACACAAAUACGACUCAUGGUGUCUACUGGAGAACUAGUGCCGCCCAAGAAGUGAUUAUUGAAGAGGAAGCUCUCACAUGGAGAGCUCUCAGUGGAGUGGUUGAUCUAUACUUCUUCAGCGGUCCUACCGUAAAGGAGGUUAUCUCGCAAUACGUGCAUGAGAUCGGCCUUCCGGGCUUCCAGCCAUACUGGUCCUUGGGUUAUCACCAAUGCAGAUGGGGAUAUUCCACUAUUCAGGAAUUGGAUGAAGUUGUUAAGACUUUCAAGAAGUUUGAAAUUCCUCUGGAGACGAUCUGGAGUGAUAUUGACUAUAUGGACUCGUACAAAGAUUUCACCACAGACCCUCACAGAUACCCAGCUAAGGAGUUCAAGAAAUUUUUGGAUACAAUUCACGAUGAUCACCAACAUUAUGUUCCAAUUGUUGAUGCUGCCAUCUACGUACCCAAUCCGAAUAAUGCCUCUGACAAUUACACUGUGUUCGAAAGCGGCAAUUCUUCGGAAACCUUUUUAAGGAACCCCGAUGGAUCCCUCUACAUUGGAGCUGUUUGGCCCGGAUACACCGUUUUCCCAGACUUUUUUGCCAAUUCCACGCAGGAAUGGUGGACAGAGUCUUUUGCAGAGUGGUAUAAAACGAUAGAGUUUGAUGGUAUCUGGCUGGACAUGAACGAAGUUUCGUCGUUCUGCGUCGGAUCAUGCGGCUCCGAGAACUACACUCAGAACCCAGUUCAUCCACCUUUCGUGGUGGGAAGUUCUCCUACUAGUUACCCAGAAGGCUUCUCAAAAUCCAACAAGACUGAGUACCAUUCAAUUGAGUCCUCUAUAUCUGCGUCUUCGGCCUCUGUUGCCAAAACUGCGUCUUCCUCUUCCACAGCAACAUCUACCAGCUCUGCUACACUUGAUUCCAAGAACACUCUCGAAACAGGUGUUGGAAAUAUUAAUUAUCCUCCAUACGCUAUCUACAACUGGCAGGGUAAUUACGAUAUUGCCACUCACGACGUUUCACCAAAUGCAACCCAUGCUGAUGGCACUUUGGAGUAUGACGUUCACAACUUGUAUGGUUACACUCAGACCAAUGCUACCUACAAUGCUCUUCUGGAAAUUCAACCAAAUAAGAGGCCUUUUAUCAUCACCCGUUCAACUUUUGCAGGAUCUGGUCAAUGGGCUGGUCAUUGGGGUGGUGAUAACAACGCCGAUUGGCAAUGGAUGUACUUUUCCAUACCUCAAGCACUCUCGUUCGGAAUCUUCGGAAUUCCUUUCUUUGGUGUUGAUACUUGCGGUUUCAAUGGUAAUUCGGACAGUGAACUGUGUUCUAGAUGGACUCAACUCUCUUCAUUCUUCCCAUUCUACAGAAACCAUAAUGUGCUUGGGGCUAUAUCUCAAGAGCCUUACGUUUGGAGUGAUGUGACCGAGGCUGCCAAGACAUCCAUUGGCAUAAGAUACUCUUUGCUCCCUUACUACUACACUUUGCUCCAAGAGGCUCAUACUACAGGUUUGCCAAUUCUGAGAGCGUUGUCAUGGCAAUUCCCAGAAGACAGAUCAUUGCGUGCCGCUGACAGACAGUUUUUCGUUGGUGACGCUCUUAUCGUCACUCCCGUUCUGGAGCCACUUGUGGAUACCGUCAAAGGUGUUUUCCCUGGUUCUGGAGAGACCGAAGUUUAUUACGACUGGUACACCCAGGAAGCCCAGGACUUUGAGGCUGGCUUCAACGAGACUCUGGAUGCUCCAUUGGGUCAUAUUCCUCUCCAUGUGAGAGGUGGCCACAUCCUGCCUUUGCAAGAGCCAGGCUACACAAUUCACGACUCGAGAAAAAAUCCUUUCAGUUUGAUUGUCGCCCUUGAUCUGGAUGGUUAUGCCAGUGGAAAACUGUAUUUGGAUGACGGUGAAUCAGUGAAUAUCACUGAAUCUCUGUACGUUGAUUUCAUUGCCGAAGGCCAUUCGUUAACCUCUGCUGCCUACGGUAACUUCAAUGCCUCACAGCCUCUUGCCAACAUCACCAUCCUCGGAGUGGACUCAAAGCCUUCCAACGUCACGUUUUUGGGUGAAGAGAUUGACUUCUCAUUUGCCAAUAAUACCUUACUGGUCACUGAUCUUGAAGAUUACACUACCGGUGGUGCUUUUGCUGAGGAGUUUGUCCUGACCUGGUGA
Messenger RNA from Kuraishia capsulata CBS 1993, 2886 nucleotides. RefSeq lists its product as uncharacterized. Gene Ontology annotation, biological process: carbohydrate metabolic process. The transcript is spliced from 2 exons. The coding region runs from base 1 to 2886 and encodes 961 amino acids. The record is from RefSeq and is a predicted model, not a curated record. Gene Ontology annotation, molecular function: hydrolase activity, hydrolyzing O-glycosyl compounds; carbohydrate binding. Lineage: Eukaryota; Fungi; Ascomycota; Pichiomycetes; Pichiales; Pichiaceae.